ACAUAGUUACUCAUACACGCGUGGUGCCGUCAUUAGCUUCUUACAAGUGAAAUCACGUAACGCCUAUAUAUGACACACAGUGCACAUUGUGUGCGAUAGAACUGUACUUGUAGUGGUAGUAGUGUAGUAACAACGAUUGACUGAGUCUCUUGUACGAGUGGGAAUUUGAUAAAAGUAUAGUAACAGUUUUGAAGCGGUUAAGAUAGCGUGCUGUUUAACGUGGAUUUUUACGUUCCUCGAUUCAUUUUUUCAAUAAGGCAAUGAAAGGAUGAACACUUUCAAGUGUUUUGUGUUCGUCUUCGCUCUUGCGAUUAAUUCAUUAACAAAUGCAUAUGACUACGAAUGUAAUGUGCCUCUUUUGGAUAAAGCCCAUUUAACAGCAACUACAUCUUUACCGGAGAGAGGAGCUAAAAAUGCAAGACUCAAUGGGGAUUCUGCGUGGUCACCAGAACUUAGCAGUUAUGAUCAACAUCUUACUGUGGAACUGAGCGACAGGUACGAGAUACGCAGCGUUGCGACACGGGGUCGCGCUCAUACUAAUGAAUAUGUGACAGAAUAUAUUGUCCAAUAUUCUGACGAUGGUCAAGCCUGGACUAGUUAUGAAGGUCAAGAUGGUGUAGAUGAGAUGUUCAAAGGAAAUACAAAUGGAGAUACCAUCAAACUUAAUAAAUUUGAAGUUCCAAUAAUUGCACAAUGGAUAAGAAUAAAUCCAACCAGAUGGCGAGAUAGAAUAUCAUUAAGACUUGAAUUAUAUGGAUGUGACUAUGAAUCUGAUGUAUUAUCAUUUAAUGGAUCAUCUCUGGUUCGUCUAGAUCUGUUGAGAGAACCAAUUGAAACCGAUAGACACUCUAUACGUUUUCGUUUUAAAACUAACUUUGCAGAUGGUAUAUUAAUGUAUUCACGUGGUACGCAAGGAGAUUUCAUUGCAUUGCAGUUACGCGACAAUAGAAUGUUAUUGAAUAUAGAUCUUGGAUCUGGUGUUAUGACAAGUUUAUCGGUAGGAAGUCUUUUGGAUGAUAACAUGUGGCAUGAUGUUGUUAUAUCAAGAAAUAGAAAAAAUAUUUCUUUCUCCGUCGAUAGGGUGUUAAUAAAAGAAAGAAUCAAAGGAGAAUUUCAUCGUCUAGAUUUAAACAGAGCGCUUUAUAUAGGUGGAGUACCUAACAAGCAAGAAGGUUUAGUAAUAGGCCAAAAUUUCACAGGAUGUAUAGAAAACUUUUAUUUGAAUACUACCAAUAUUAUUCAUGAUUUAAAAGAAACUGAAUACACCGGAGAAAAUUUAAGAUAUCAGAAGGUUCAUGCGCUUUACAAUUGUCCUGAACCUCCUGUCAUUCCCAUAUCAUUUUUAACACCUGGAUCUUAUGCACGGCUCAAAGGUUAUGAAGGAAUUCAAUCGUUGAACGUUUCACUUGGAUUUCGAAGUUACGAGGAUCGAGGAAUAAUCCUUUACCAUAAAUUUACAUCUCCAGGACAUGUUAAACUAUUCUUAGAACAAGGCAAAUUGAAAGUCGAAAUCGAAACGGGAAAAAGUGCGAAAGUAAUUUUAGAUAAUUUUGAAGGAAAAUUUAAUGAUGGAAAGUGGCAUCAAGUGAUUUUAACAGUAGCACAAAAUACUCUUAUAUUAAAUGUUGAUGAUAGACCUAUGAGAACUAAACGUCUUUUGGAAAUGAUAACUGGACCAAUAUAUUGGGUUGGUGGUAUGUCAGGAGAAGAAAGUAAUCGUGGGUUUGUUGGUUGUAUGAGAAUGAUAAGUAUUGAUGGAAAUUAUAAAAUACCAACCGAUUGGAAAGAAGAAGAAUACUGUUGCAAAAAUGAAGUUGUUUUUGAUGCUUGUCAAAUGGUUGAUCGUUGUAAUCCUAAUCCUUGUAAACAUUCUGGUAUAUGCAGUCAAAAUUCAGAUGAAUUCUUUUGCGAUUGUACUCAUACUGGUUACUCAGGAGCUGUUUGUCAUACUUCACUAUAUCCCUUAUCUUGCGAGGCGUAUAAAAAUAUGAAUUCGGUAAAUCAAAGAGCAGAAAUUAAAAUUGAUGUUGACGGAAGUGGACCAUUAGCACCUUUUCCAGUAACUUGUGAAUUUUUUACCGAUGGACGAGUAAUGACAGUUCUAAGGCAUAGUAACGAAUACCCAACGCCCGUUGAUGGAUUUGAAGAACCAGGCAGUUUUAUUCAAGAUAUCAAUUAUGAUGCUGAUCUUGAUCAAAUAGAAGCUUUCUUAAAUCGAUCAACGCGAUGUAGGCAAAGAAUAAAAUACGAAUGUAAACACUCGAAAUUGUUUAAUACACCAGUUGGACAGAAUGAUUACUUUAAACCAAAUUCAUGGUGGGUAAGCAGACAAAAUCAAAAAAUGGAUUAUUGGGGUGGCGCUUUACCUGGUUCACGUAAAUGCGAAUGUGGAAUACUUGGAAAUUGUGCGGAUCCGAAUAAAUGGUGUAACUGUGAUGCUGACUUAGAAGGUAGACUCGAAGAUAGCGGUGAUAUUACAGAGAAGGAAUAUCUUCCUGUGAAACAAUUACGUUUCGGAGAUACUGGAACAGCAUUGGAUGAAAAGGAAGGCAAAUAUACCUUGGGAUCACUUAUUUGUGAAGGAGAUGGAUCUGAGUUACCUUGGUAUUCUAUUAAAGUAGGAUCAGAUUUAUUCAAGAAUGUAGUAACAUUUCGCAUUGUUGAUGCUACCAUUAAUCUACCUACUUUUGAUAUUGGCCAUAGUGGGGAUAUUUAUUUCGAAUUCAAAACGACUAUUGAAAAUGCUGUAAUUAUUCAUAGCAAGGGUCCUACAGAUUAUAUCAAAGUUUCUAUAAACGGUGGAAACCAGAUACACUUUCAAUAUCAAGCAGGUGGUGGACCACUUGCUGUAAGUGUUGACACAUCUUAUAAAUUAGCUGACAAUCGAUGGCAUUCCGUUUCCGUUGAAAGAAAUCGUAAAGAAGCUAGAAUAGUUAUUGAUGGAGCUUUGAAGAACGAAGUUAGGGAACCUCCUGGACCAGUGCGGGCACUUCAUCUUACUUCGGAUUUGGUAAUUGGGGCAACUGUUGAUUAUAGGGAUGGCUUUGUAGGCUGUAUAAGAGCUUUACUUUUAAAUGGACAAUUACAAGAUAUUAGAAGUUAUGCAAGACGUGGACUGUAUGGUGUUAGUGAAGAUUGCGUAGGACGAUGUGAGAGUAAUCCGUGUCUUAACAAUGGUACAUGUCACGAAAAGUACAAUGGAUAUUGGUGUGACUGUCGUUGGACUGCAUUCAAAGGACCAAUUUGUGCGGAUGAAAUUGGCGUUAACAUGCGUUCAAACUCAAUGAUAAAAUACGACUUUAUGGGCAGUUGGCGUUCUACAAUUUCGGAAAAAAUUAGAGUUGGUUUUACAACGACUAAUCCCAAAGGAUUCCUACUUGGUUUAUUCUCCAAUAUUUCAGGAGAAUAUAUGACAAUUAUGGUUUCUAACAGCGGUCAUUUACGCGUAGUCUUUGACUUUGGUUUCGAACGACAAGAAGUAAUAUUUCCGUCGAAACAUUUUGGUUUGGGCCAGUAUCAUGACGUUAGAUUAAGUAGAAAAAAUUCUGGAUCAGUUCUCGUCUUGAAAGUUGAUAAUUAUGAACCAAAAGAAUUUCAUUUUGAUAUUAAAACUUCGGCCGAUGCUCAAUUCAAUAAUAUUCAAUAUAUGUAUAUAGGUAAAAAUGAAUCUAUGACUGAAGGGUUUGCAGGUUGUAUAUCUAGAGUCGAAUUUGAUGACAUAUAUCCUCUAAAGUUACUAUUUCAAGAGAAUGGUCCAGGAAAUAUUAGAUCUUUAAGUAAUACACCGAUUACGGAAGACUAUUGCGGAGUAGAGCCAAUAACGCAUCCACCAAAUAUUGUUGAAACACGACCACCACCUGAUGUAGACGAAAACAAAGUUAGAGCAGCUUAUAAUGAAACAGAUACUGCAAUUUUAGGAAGUGUAUUAGCUGUUAUUAUUAUAGCUUUAGUAAUCAUGGCAGUACUCAUAGGAAGAUACAUGUCGAGGCAUAAAGGUGAAUAUUUGACUCAAGAAGACAAAGGUGCAGAAAUUGCAUUAGAUCCAGAUUCAGCGGUUGUACAUUCCACGACCGGUCAUCAAGUUCAAAAGAAAAAAGAAUGGUUUAUAUAAAUUCUAUAAAGAAAUGAAAAAUAUAAUUAAUAACAAGUACACGUUUAUCUUUGGAUACAUUAUUAAGAGAACAAAAAAAGUAUACAUAGGAAGAUGAGAGAGAGAGAGAGAGAGAGAGUUAGCGAUUUGUACUUUGUUUCUCUAUUCCCAUGUAAUUAUAAAGUUAAUGCUAAGUAUUUGAUAUAUAGUAGAAAUGGCUGUCCUACCACUUCAUACAGUUUAUAAGAUAAAUCAACGAAAGCAUUAUAAUAAUCAAUCUCUAUUAUUAAUAUUAUUGAACAAGAAUUUUCGGUUCAACGAGCUCAGAAAAUAAUGUAGAAAUAAUUGCCUUGAUCAAUUAUAAACGCAAAACUACCUGAGAAUCUCAUUAGCGCAGGGAAAAACGAGCCAUAUUUAUUUUAUAAUUGCGAACAUAUGAUUAUUUUCUAAAGUUAUUAAUGGCUCAAUUAUUUCACAUAAAUACUUGUAUGACUUAUAAGUAUUUAUACUGUAAUUAUAGAUAUAUGAAUAUAUUUAUUAAAUGUACAUCUGGCAUUAUAUAAUUAGUCGAAAAAUAUCAUUUUUAAUUAUUAAGCCAAAUCAAAUAUAGCAGAUAUAAUAAUUCAAUAUUAUUGAUCCAGAUUUUAUUUUGUCAUUUUUAUAUAUCGUAACUUUUAUAUUCAUUUGGAAACUAACUCAGAGACGUCGUUAUUCAAAUAUUUUUUUGUUAAUUUUCUUAUGCCAGUACGAUUUAAACAAGUUUUUGUCAAUGUACAAAAGCUAUUUUAUUAGUUACGCAUCUCUAUUUCUUUAAAUACUAACUCACAGUAUUAGUUGUAAUCUUUACCGUCCAAAGUGCAUUUUUUUUUUAUUUUUAAUUUUAUUUUUAAUUUUAAUUUUAAUUUUAAUUUUAAUUUUAAUUUUAAUUUUGUUUUAUUUUUAUUCGUUAAUUAUAUUUUUACAGAUUUUUAGUUGACGUAACUUAAGAUAUAUAAAUCCACAAUGAUAACUUAAUAAUUAACUUAGUGUACUAUUCUUAAUAUACUCAAGUAUUACAAUGGAAAUGUAUGUACAUAUGACAUUUUUAUAUGAACAACUUUUAUUAUUUUUAUCAUUAAACUGUAUUUGAUAAAAUGUAAUUAGAACAUGACAUUAUUGUCAAAUAAAGGCGAACAUACCGCAAAAAGUA
Molecule: messenger RNA, 5279 nt
Organism: Polistes dominula (European paper wasp)
Lineage: Eukaryota; Metazoa; Arthropoda; Insecta; Hymenoptera; Vespidae
Gene: Nrx-IV
Product: neurexin-4
Source: RefSeq, a predicted model, not a curated record